AUGGCAGCAAAGUUGGGUUCUUUCAAGUACAAUUUCCAAGAGAAAAGAGAGAGGUUGCUCUCAACCCAGAAGGGCUACUCCGAACUGGGCUUCGUCCACAUCGAGGAACAAGAGCCAUAUGGGUCUCCUCGCUGCUGCACUUUUCGAUCAGUUUCCGAUAGAAUUGUGAGCUGGUGCCGGACUGUACAAAAUGUUUCUAACCGGGCAAUUCGGAUGGGUCAAUCCGAUCCGAGAAAGAUCGUAUUCGCGGCCAAGAUGGGUCUGGCGUUGAUGAUCAUUUCGUUGCUGAUUUUCCUCAAAGAGCCUUUCAAGCAGCUCAGUCGUUACUCGGUCUGGGCCAUCCUCACUGUUGUGGUAGUAUUUGAGUUUAGCAUAGGAGCGACUCUGAGCAAAGGAUUUAACCGUGGGUUAGGGACAUUUUCUGCUGGAGGCCUUGCUUUGGGUAUGGCGCACUUAUGUGGACUAGCUGGAGAGUGGGAAGAAGCUGUUAUUUUCGCAAGUAUCUUUAUCAUAGGGUUUCUUGCAACUUAUGCAAAGCUAUACCCAACAAUGAAGCCUUAUGAAUAUGGGUUUCGAGUGUUCUUGUUGACAUAUUGUUUCAUCAUGGUAUCUGGGUAUAGGACAAGGGAAUUUGUCCAUACGGCUGUGUCACGAUUCUUGCUUAUUGCACUGGGUGCUGGUGUUGGUUUGGGAGUAAAUAUAUGCAUUUUUCCCAUCUGGGCUGGUGAGGAUCUGCAUAAAUUGGUGGUAAAGAAUUUCAUGGGUGUCGCAAAGUCAUUGGAAGGUUGUGUUAAUGGUUACCUUAAUUGUGUUGAAUAUGAGAGAGUUCCUUCUAAGAUUCUUACCUACCAAGCUUCCGAUGACCCGCUUUACAGCGGUUACAGAUCUGCUGUGGAAUCUACCAGCCAAGAGGACGCUCUGAUGGGAUUUGCUAUCUGGGAGCCACCUCAUGGUCGUUACAGAAUGUUUAAAUAUCCAUGGAAGAACUAUGUAAAAGUAGGUGGUGCACUAAGGCAUUGUGCAUUUACGGUCAUGGCAUUGCAUGGAUGUGUACUUUCUGAAAUACAGGCUCCUGCUGAACGAAGACAAGUAUUUCGUAGGGAGCUCCAAAGAGUUGGUUUCGAAGGUGCUAAAGUGUUACGUGAACUUGGAAACAAACUGAAAAAGAUGGAGAAACUAGGUUCUGUAGAUAUACUCAACGAAGUGCAUGAGGCUGCAGAGGAGUUACAAAAGAAAAUUGACCAUAAGUCAUACCUUCUUGUUAAUUCAGAAAGCUGGGAGAUUGGAAGUCGGCCAAAGGAGGUGGGAGAUCCUCAAGACUUAUUGAACUUGGAUGAUGACGAAAAUACGUUCCGGGAAUACAAAUCCCUUAGUGAAGCUGUGCUUGAUCUCAGAUCUUUUCCUGUGCCACAAAGUUGGGAUGGCCAAAUGCCUGCGAUGCCAACUGGCGUGAGCCCCAUACCCACUGAUGUCAACCGCUCCAACCCACCCGUAGGUUUUUCCUCAGGAAGCAUGUUCAUGAAACAGGUUUCAUGGCCUGCAGGACUGAAAUUUGAGGUUAACGAACCUCCAGUAGCAGAAGAAUCCAAUACCUACGAAAAUGCUAGUCAAUUGUCGUUAGCCACAUUUACAUCCCUGUUGAUAGAAUUUGUUGCAAGGCUUCAAAAUCUUGUCGACUCAUUUGAAGAAUUAAGUGAGAAAGCACGUUUCAAGGAACCUGUCGAAUCACCAGAAAAUACAAUGCCACUGAUUUCUGCUGCUGCUGCUGACAUUACUCACAAGAACAGUCUUGCUUUCUUAGUUGACAAAGAUGAGCAUAUAAUCACGGAUAUGUCGAUGCCUUCGGUUCCCCGUGAGGGGGGUGGGGGGGAUGUGGUUGGGGUUAGAUAA
Prunus armeniaca (apricot) is the source of this 1890-nucleotide messenger RNA. NCBI's taxonomy places the organism in Eukaryota, Viridiplantae, Streptophyta, Magnoliopsida, Rosales, Rosaceae. The record is from the annotation of a GenBank genome assembly.